This is a messenger RNA of Populus trichocarpa (black cottonwood), 2079 nucleotides long. RefSeq lists its product as uncharacterized. NCBI's taxonomy places the organism in Eukaryota, Viridiplantae, Streptophyta, Magnoliopsida, Malpighiales, Salicaceae. Gene Ontology annotation, molecular function: zinc ion binding; nucleic acid binding. The transcript has 3 exons. The record is from RefSeq and is a predicted model, not a curated record. The coding region runs from base 1 to 2079 and encodes 692 amino acids.
AUGCCGCGAAAUUCACCGAGUCAAUGCGUUUCGCCGUUUACGGAGGAUAUCAGUGGCUAUGCCCCUGAUGUCCACCAGUUUUUGGCCAAAUUCCAUCGUUUCGGCCCCGAAAUCGUCAUUUUUUCCAUUUUGGCAUUGAAGGCUGAACUGAUGGAACGAAGAGGAGGAGUCUCAGGGUUUCGUCGAAGCAAUCCAGAAUCUUCGUUUAAUACCAGAGACAAGGGUGGCAACAGCAGCCAAACAGGCGUAAUGAAUCAGAACAAAGAAGGAGGCAGCAGCAGCAGCCAAGCAGCCCAAGGCAACAGGAAUAUACCCAGAAAUCCAAAUCAGAACACGAACACAAACUUGAAUCCCAACCCUUACGCCAGACCUGCACCUGGAGUCUGUUAUCGUUGUCGGAAACCUGGUCAUCUCUCUAACACUUGCCCGGAUCGUCGCAGACCUGUCAACUGGAUCGAAGGGGAAGAAGGGGAUCCAGAGGCUACUGGGGAUGAUGCAGGGGAGGAUGACUGUUAUGAGGGGGCAGAGUUCGCUGAGGAGGAUGGAGAACGAAUCAACUGUGUAGUGCAGCGAAUAUUAUACACUCCAAGGCAAGAGGAUGCAGGACAGCGGAAUAACAUCUUCCGCUCAUACUGCACCGUGAGCCAGAAGGUGUGCGACUUAAUUGUGGAUAGCGGGAGUUGCGAGAACUUCGUUGCAAGGGGCCUAGUUGAACACCUAAAGCUACCAACCGAGAAGCACCCGACUCCAUACACUAUCGGCUGGAUCAAGAAAGGACCCACGGUGAAGGUAACUGAAAUCUGUCGCGUUCCUAUUUCCAUUGGAAAAAUAUAUAAAGAUGAAGUAGUUUGCGAUGUGAUUGAUAUGGAUGCUAGUCAUGUGUUGUUGGGUCGGCCGUGGCAGUAUGAUGUUGAUAUUACCUACAAGGGUCGGGAUAAUACUUAUUUGUUCACGUGGGGAUCACAUAAAAUUGCUAUGGCUCCUUACAAAAGGAAGGCACUGUCCGGUAAGGCUUCUGAAGUGGGGAAGCAGUCGUUUUUGACAGUGUCCAGUUCGGAUACAGAGUUUGUGGCAGACAUCAAGGGUGCGCCAGAGUUCUAUGCGCUCGUAGUGAAAGCCCUCAUGGUGGAAGGGGAAGUUGAGGCUUCGGUGACAGUCCCUGACAGGCUGAAACCAUUGAUAGAUCAGUUCAGGGAUAUCACUUCGGAAGAGUUGCCGAAUAAUCUACCGCCCUUGAGGGAUGUCCAGCACCAUAUAGACCUCAUACCAGGGGCCAGCCUGCCAAAUCUACCUCAUUAUCGGAUGAGUCCGAAAGAGAACGAGGUCUUGAGGGAGAAAAUUGAAGACUUGUUGGAGAAGGGUUUUAUCCGCGAGAGCAUGAGUCCGUGUGCGGUUCCUGCGUUGUUAAAGCCAAAGAAAGAUGGGAGUUGGCGUAUGUGUGUGGACAGCCGAGCUAUCAAUAAGAUAACUGUCAAUGGAUAUCACCAGAUUCGGGUCAGACCAGGGGACGAGUGGAAGACAGCAUUCAAAAGCAAAGACGGGUUAUAUGAGUGGCUGGUUAUGCCGUUUGGGUUAUCCAACGCGCCCAACACUUUUAUGCGCGUGAUGAAUCAGGUAUUGAAGCCUUUUGUGGGAAAAUUUGUUGUCGUUUAUUUCGACGAUAUCCUUAUCUAUAGUAAAACCGCGGAUGAGCAUGUGAAGCAGUUACGGGAUGUGUUGGCGGUGCUACAAGAGAACCAGCUAUUCCUUAAUCUGAAAAAGUGCAGCUUUAUGACGGAUAGCUUGUUGUUUCUGGGUUAUGUGGUAAGUUCAGAGGGGAUUCAUGUGGAUGGAAAGAAGGUCCGAGCAAUUAGAGAAUGGCCUGCACCGAAGACCGUGGGUGAAGUUCGGAGUUUCCAUGGAUUAGCCACUUUCUACCGCCGAUUUAUUCGGAACUUCAGUACUGUCAUGGCACCGAUAACCGAGUGCAUGAAGAAAGGCAAAUUUCAGUGGGGGGAAGAGGCAGAAACAAGCUUUGCGUUGAUAAAGGAGAAGCUAUGCACCAAGCCUCAAUGCCAAACAACCCUUUUGCAUCCUUGA